AUGACUAAUGAUGAAAUUAAAGAUGCCAGAGACACUUAGGUUGGCCAAGGAAUAAAAUAAAUUGAGGAAAUCUACUCUCAAGAUUUUCAAAGAUAAGAUAGCUAGCACAAUGACUUUAGCUUUAAUACAUUCGGUGAAAAGCCUAUAGUAUCCUAUUAGAACCUUAAUGAAAUUAAUCUGCAAUUGAGGAUAGAUUUUAUGGAAACCGAAAUGAAGCAUCUUAUAUUUAAGAAUAAUGAACUUACUUAGAUAGCAAGAUACUAUUAAUCUAACAUUCAGAGACUAAAUAGUGAAGUGAUUGCAUAUUUCUCAGGAAGCAAUGUUUCUACGAGUGACAGAUUGUAAGAAAAUGAUGACGUGAUUGCUUAAAAAUAAAGAGCAGAUACGUAAUCAUCACAAACCAAGAACAAUAUAGAAGGCUCAGAUAGUGAAACUUUUACUAAUGUUGUUGACUAUCAAUCAAAAAUUAAAAUAACAAUCAACAAGGUGAUGGAUAUUCAUUCUAGAAAUCUCGGAUAGAUUGAUGAGGAAGAUCCUAUGCAAUCUAAUUUCAAUUCUGAAGUGUAAAAUACAGUGAUUGAGUCCUAGAGAAUUGCAAACAUCUCAAGGCCUUAAAACCAUGUUGAGAUUCAGUAGGAUUACCACAAGUAGCAAGUUCAAAUACUUGAGAGUAAAAUAACUUAAAUGAUGUCAAUCAUCCAAACUGAUCUAAUGGGGUAAAGCUCAGUGGCAAGUCAAAGUAUCUUAAAUCAUUAGCAUGCUUUAAUGGGAGUUAGUGUAGCAUCCAGAGAUAAUCUUUUGGGAGAAACUCAUACAGAUAUUAUGACCACCGAUGCUUAUGAUAAAUCUGAGUCGAAAAGGUUUGACAAGAGCUAUCUUUCAAAGGCUAUUUCAGUUUAAGAGGAGUUUUAGCUUUAAAACAUUAAUGCUAAGCAAAGUCAAUUAGUAUAAAAACAAAAAUCAGAGUAAAUAAUUUCAGGAAUAUUGAAUAGAAACAAAGGGGCAAGAUCAUUUGUUUAAAAGUAAAAGACUUAACUUCUUAAAUCAUCUAAUGCUGAUAGCCAUUCAGAAUAUAUCAGUGCAAAUAGAAGGAAUCAUUCCACAACCAGAAGCUAAGAUAGAUGGCAAGUAUUUAACCAUGCUACAGCAGGCAACUUAAGAGAAUAAUCAGUUGAUAGUUAUUUAGAUGAACCAUUGUAGGGUAUUGAGCCAACAAAGUGGACUCCUAAUGAAAGAUUUAACAAUUGCCAAGUCUGUUCAAAUCAAUUUGGAAUAUUCAAAAGAAAGCAUCAUUGUCGGUCAUGCGGACAGUUAGUAUGCGCUGGAUGCUCUCCUAAUAAGGAUUAUGUGUUUGGUUACAAGGAUAUUAAAGUAAGAGUUUGUUAGCAAUGUCUGUCCAAGAAAAAGAAGAGAGUAAGACUUCAGCUAAAGAAAAGAGUGUUUACAAGCGCCAAUAGUUCCCUCGCAAACUAACCUAGAUACAGAAAAAGAUGA
This is a messenger RNA of Stylonychia lemnae, 1494 nucleotides long. The record is from the annotation of a GenBank genome assembly. Lineage: Eukaryota; Ciliophora; Spirotrichea; Sporadotrichida; Oxytrichidae.